Zea mays is the source of this 1498-nucleotide messenger RNA. RefSeq lists its product as uncharacterized. Lineage: Eukaryota; Viridiplantae; Streptophyta; Magnoliopsida; Poales; Poaceae. The record is from RefSeq and is marked validated.
CCCGGACCUCUCUCUCUCUCUCUCUCCCUCCCUUCCAUCCAGGCUGCCACGCCGCCUCCACCUUACCGGCCGGCCGGAGAUAAGAAGACCCUGAUGCGGCUGCGGCCGCAGCGGCCGGAGGCCUGAGGUUGCUUGGUUGGAUAUGGGUGGAGUGACUUCGUCCGUGGCCUCUAAGAUGGCCUUCUUCCCUCCCGACCCGCCGUCUUACGGCGUGGUGGACGAGGAGGACGAGGACGCGGCGUGCAACAAGGUGGCAACAACGAGGAGGGUGGCGAUGACGGGCGUGCGGUGGAGCGUGGGCGUGGAGGCGAGGCGGGUGCGCACGCGGCGGGGCUCCGACAUCAUCGCCGUCUACGUGCGGCACCCCGGGGCUAGCCUCACCCUCCUCUUCUCCCACGGCAACGCCGCCGACCUCGGCAAGAUGUACGGCAUCUUCGUCGAGCUCAGCGAACGACUCCACGUCAACCUCAUGGGGUAUGAUUACUCUGGUUAUGGGCAGUCAUCAGGCAAGCCAAGUGAAGCUAAUACCUUUGCUGACAUAGAGGCUGCAUACAAGUGCCUCGUGGACGUCUAUGGAACUAGGGAAGAAGACAUUGUUCUGUAUGGCCAGUCUGUUGGCAGCGGACCAACCCUUGAUCUAGCUGUUCGUUUCGAUGGCGUAAGAGCUGUGGUUCUGCACAGUCCGAUACUGUCUGGAUUGCGUGUCAUGUAUUCUGUGAAGAAAACGUACUGGUUUGACAUAUACAAGAACAUCGACAAAAUCCCGCAUGUUAAAUGCCCGGUUUUGGUAAUCCAUGGCACCAAAGAUGACGUGGUGGACUGCUCCCAUGGCAAGCGGCUCUACGAGCUGUGCCAGCACAAGUACGAACCCCUGUGGAUCGAGGGAGGUGACCAUGGCAACCUGGAGAAAUUCCCAGUGUUCAUUCGACAUCUGAAGAAGUUCUUACUGUCCAUAAAGAAGCUGCCAUCUGAAAAAGACGCCGCGGCCGAGCACGAGCCACGGGCAGCUGAGAACAGAACGCAGCAUGGCGGCGAAGCCAUCUCCGAGGCUCCUCCUCGCAUGAUCUCGCGGAGGCUAGAGUCAUCGAAGAAGAGCACGAUCCAUGAAGCAAAGCCUAGGCCGAGCAGCGAGCACACGGAUAAGCGCAGGCGAAGCACGGGCCACAGGGAGAAGGCGAGGUCCAGCACAGACAGGAGAGAGAGAUCGAGGAGAAGCGUCGACUGCUUCGACAGCAUCCUCGAACACGAGCAGCCGGAAAAGCCAAGGAAAAGCUUCGACAGGAUCGGAGAGAAGAUUAGAGCAAUGGGUUUGUGCAAUGUCGACUGCUUCAAAGAGCCUCCUGAUAGCACUGAGCUUUCCAGAGGUAGUUGAGUGGAAAAGGAAUUCUGGUUGCUGUCAGAGUCAGUAUUUUUCUUUUCCCUUGCUGCUUUAGAUACAAAGAAAACUACAGCUGCGUGAUGGCAAUGUUAAUCAUAAGAUGUUCACGAACAGAGCAAA